CAGGGUGUGCAGGAAAUAAGUCACGAAAGACAACCUACAUCUAAAAUAGGAAGAGACAGUGAGCCUGUAGCUGUGCAAGGUUACUCUCUUGCUUCCUCCUUUGUACCUAUUCACACAUUACCGGAACACUGCAAUAUUGAGAGAGUAUAGACAAUGCACGAUAACCUGCUGCAAGUGCUAGUGGUGGUUGUGGGUCUCCUCACAUGUCCGAGGGAUGACCCCAGGCUGGAGGAGGAAUGGGAUGAUACGGUCACAGUGGGCAUGCAAAAACAUGAUGAGAGGCUGCUGAGGGAGGAAGAAAAACUGGACCAGGAAGUGGCACCUGUCAGUGUGAAAAUGACACAUACUGAAGACAGAGGGCCUCUGAAUAACAGAAAAGACAUCCCCAAGGAGUUAAAUCAGGAGAAGCAUCUCUGUCAGAACGCCACCACCAACAUGCCAGAGAAUGAAACUUCAGAGAAGGCGUUCGCUGGCUGGAAGGAGGAUUACCUCUGGUACAUAUGGAACACAUUCUCUGUUAUCUCCAUGAUCCGCUUCUUCAGGAAAUACUUGAGAAAAAAUUCCCAAAUGACACAAGACGAAGCCAGGACCUUCCCGGUGACCUGCAUCGCUGGUGAAGUGCCACUACCUGACAGCGACACUCUGCAGAGUUUUCAUUCUAAAUGUGUUCAAGUCUCACCCAAUAAGAAGUGGAGGGAGGAUGAAUUUUUGGAAGGGUUUGCGAAUGAGAUGGUGGAGGCCAUGAGGACCAUCUGUGAUAGAAAUGGAGGUAUGGUGAUCGAGGACUGUCAGAUGUCAGAUGCAUGUGAUAUAAUUGUUCCCUUUAGACCACCUGAGCCGUAUAGUUUUCAGUGCCUUCUUCGGAAUAACCAAGCGAGUGACCUGCUGCCAGAUAUGCAAGUCUGUGGCCAAAUAAAAGUGGUGGAAAAUAAGAAAAUCCCAAAUGGCUGCCCAUGCCAGUCUUCUGAUGCAGAUGAUGAUAUGGUUUGCCUGCUGCAUUGUGAGAAUGAGAAAGUAAAGAUAGAAAUCACUGAUGUUUCUGAUGGACUUCUUUGCUCAAAGAACACACCUUUCCUGUCAAAAUCACGGGUUACCAGAUGGUUUCAGAGCACUAUAAAGGAAGCAUGGGCACAGAUUUCACAUAAGUUUGAGUUUGAGCUCAGCAUUCGCUACAUGGAUGCUCCAGGUGCUCUGGUUGUUCAAUUCAGAUCAGGGAAGAGGGUUAGCUUCUGUAUGAGUCCUGUUAUUAAACACCACACUGAUGCUCAUUUCUACAUUACACCUUGCUUUGGAAACAAUUUGGACACUUUCUGGACACUCUCUCUGAAUAUCUAUGAAAAUAACCUCUUAAAAUGUCUCUCUAAAUGCCUGCCUGAAAACUCCUGCCAUAUUCAAACUCUUGACAUUGCACAUUUCCUUAACAAGAGACAGACAGCACUAUCAGGAAGUAGCGUACUCAAGGAUUUUCAUUUCAAAACUGCACUAAUGCAUCUGCUUCUAACCAAAGACUCAUCACAGUGGAAACCAAACUGUGUGGCUAGUAGGCUACGAGACUUACUGGACUUUGUGGAGAGAAGCCUUGAGAAAAGGCUCCUGCGUCAUGUUGUUGUUGGGAACCCUUUAACUCAGAAGAUUAUUCAGCUCCCUGCUGAGUUUAGUCAAGCAAAGCCAGUGAAUCUCUUCCAUCCCCUUGUGGUACAUAACUGCAUCUACAGAGAUGCUCUGAUGCAUUUCCAGGAGGUGCUUAGAAAUGCACACAUGCUGAUACAGGAUUACGUUGAUAUGUGUAUUGACAAUGGCAGCCAUUUGAAAAAUGAAUAGUUUUGAAGACUUA
Molecule: messenger RNA, 1834 nt
Organism: Lates calcarifer (barramundi perch)
Lineage: Eukaryota; Metazoa; Chordata; Actinopteri; Centropomidae
Product: inositol 1,4,5-trisphosphate receptor-interacting protein
Exons: 3
Coding region: 154-1821 (555 amino acids)
Cellular component (GO): membrane
Source: RefSeq, a predicted model, not a curated record